Scomber scombrus (Atlantic mackerel) is the source of this 1374-nucleotide messenger RNA. It is a transcript of the gene ankrd33ab, whose product is annotated as ankyrin repeat domain 33Ab. The transcript is spliced from 4 exons. Bases 1 to 1374 code for a protein of 457 amino acids. NCBI's taxonomy places the organism in Eukaryota, Metazoa, Chordata, Actinopteri, Scombriformes, Scombridae. The record is from RefSeq and is a predicted model, not a curated record. Gene Ontology annotation, molecular function: protein binding.
AUGGCCACUGCAGCAGAGGACCCCCACCUGGGCUCAGGCCCUGAUGAAGAAGACGUAUCUCUGUCAGGGAGUGAGUCUGAUUCAGACAGCAUCUUGUCUGAUGACUCCGUGCUUCCUGACUACACACAGGACAAAGCAAAUGAAGGCUCAGCAUCAACACUGUAUCAAGCGUGUGCCCGUAAUGAUAUUGUCUCUCUACGAAAGGUCCUGGAGAGAGGGGUCACAAAAGAGGAGGUUAUGGAGGUGGACAUCAAUGGCUGGAAUGGCCUGAUGUUGGCUUGCUGCAAAGGUUUCGUGGACAUUGUAUACGGGCUUUACAGCUGUCCCUUUAUAGAUGUAAAUCACCAGGACAAUGAAGGAAACACUGCACUGAUGAUUGCAUCCCAAGCAGGUCAUGUCAACACAGUCAUGUAUCUCCUGAACUACUAUCCUGGAAUAGACACUGAAGUAAGGGACUGUCGUGGUUUCACUGCCCUCAUCAAAGCUGCUAUGACCGGACGCACUGAUGUGAUGUCUUCCCUUAUUAUGGCCGGGGCUGACCUCAACGCAGUAGACUCCACCAAAGGAAAAUGUGCUCAGGACUGGGCUCUGAAAACAGGUCGCUAUGACACCUUGCAGCGUCUCCGCCGCCUUAAAUUGCGUCCCAAAGCUGAGCAGUUCUGUGAAAGUUACCUCCCUGAGUGGCCUGAGCUCAAGGAGCUGGUAGCCAAGGCCACAGCUGAGAAAAAUGCCAGGGAAAAAGUUACCCAACGGAUCAAAUCCACAUUCGGAUUCAGAUUACCUCGUGACCCCCAGGACAAUGGGGUCUUGGACCAUAUGGUGCGCAUCACCACCAGUGUCCACAGUCCACUCAUUACAACUGGAUGUCGUCCACUCUGCCCUACCAGUCCUCCUGAGGUUGGGAAAAGACGCCUGGCUGUGCCGGAGCUGGUGAAGAAACACCCGGAGAAGGAUUUAGAAGAAAAUUCAGUGUGUCACAGCAAUGGCUCGGUAUCACACAUCAUCCCCUCAAUCCACUCUGCAGAGACUGUCACUACAGCGUGCUGUGCUCAGACUGAGCGGAGAGAGAGCAUCCUCUCAUUGGCCUCCGCCAAAGCUACAGCGUUUAUUCCUCGCAGUAUGGCGAGGAGGAACAGCGUGUUCCCUUCUGGCUGCAUUCCCCAGAUCAACAUCAACAGGUCUUCAGAGGUAACGCCAAAGAAAGAAAAGAAGAAGAAGAAGAAGAAGAAGGAAAAGGGCUACCUGGAACCACCCAUUUGGAAGUAUAAGGAGGCCAAGGAGGAGAGAAAGAGGGAGAAAGCUGAGAAGGAAAAGGCAGAGAAAGAGAAAAAGGAGAAGAAAAAAGAAAAAGAAAACAAGAAGAGCAAAAAAUAA